AUGCCUGAGUUCAAAAUACUCGACGACUCGGACCCCCCAUGGUACUCUAAACAACGCCUAUGGCAUAGGGCAACAGCGUUUGCAACUGUAUGUCCGCUGCUAGCAUCCGUCAUCGCGCCUCUCAGUAUCCUUCUUGACAUUCCUGCCCUCGCUCAAACCUGGUACAGCUCGAACGGCCAGCCCUUACCCGACCCUACCGCUUCACUCGUGCUCUCUGGCUUCUCCCUCGCCUUUUCCAUCAUUGCCGACUCCCUCCUUCUCGUCCGCUUCCUCGUAUGGGAGCAGUAUUGGCGUCUUGCCACCCAUGUCUCCACCAUCUGCUGGAUCGUGAAAUGGUGCAUUGGGCUCAGCAACCUGAUCGUAUUCGGGAUCCUGAGCAGGAAUUCACCCCAGUACUCAUACCGUGAAGGCUUUUGGGCCGCAGUCGUUGCCUUCAUAAUGUGCUCGAUUGUGACCUUCCUUCUCCUCUGGCACUGGGGUUUCACAGUCUCGAAAACUGCCGAGGCAUACUCUCGAAGGGUCAGGCGACACGGCCGCCAUUUCAUGCUGCACAACCUUUCCUUCACGAUUAUCGUCGGCGGAACAGCAGGAAUCAUGUCCCGGCUGGAAGGUUGGACGUAUUUGCAGAGCAUCUAUUUCAGUGUGGAAACCUUCACCACGAUCGGCUUUGGCGAUUUUCACCCCACCACCACCGCCACGCGGAUCAUCAUGUUUCCUCUAGCUCUAAUUGGUAUCGCCGAGCUCACCGCCCUGAUCGGUAUCCUCAUCACCUUCUUCUCCAACUUGCAUAAAGAGCGUCUCGCACGCACUCGUCACAAAUUCGAGCGUGAGCGGCGUUUAGCGCAGAAGGAACAAGCAGACCCGAGAUCGUUGGAGGCGGAGAUCCAGUUCCUGGAAGAGCUGCAUAAAAAACGGAGCUGGAGAGAUCAUGCAACCGAGCUCGGGUGGAGCAUGGGCGCAUUCUUCACAUUUUGGGUCACAGGAGCGGCGAUAUUCUCGAGAAUUGAGGGAUGGACUUACGGCGUGGGGUUGUAUUUCGUUUAUGUCUUCUUCUUUGUCAUUGGAUACGGCGACGUCCAUCCUCAAACAGCCGCGGGGCGCACUGUUUUCAUUGUAUUCGCACUGUUGGCUGUACCAGUGAUGACAUCUUUCGCCGUCCAGACAGUCGCAGGGAUCUUCUCUCGCAUCUCCGAAGGCCAGCCGGACAAGAACCUGAAGCGUAAAGCUUGGGAAGAUCCCGGGAAAUGGAAAGCGCCUGAUGAGGAAACCAUUACCCCCAAAGAGAAAGAUGUCGUUUCUCACGCGGAGUACGUGUCUUGGAAAAGAAAUGAUUUGGAGAAGCGGUUUGGGCCGGAGGAAGGUACCGGACCACGGCAGAGACCCGAAAAUGGAGAUGUCAGUCAUGUGAAGAAUGGGCGUAACCCCUCCCCUGCCUCGAACAUAAUUCUGGACGAAACCGUCGGGCAUGAAGAGAAGGGCAUGGACCGUGUACCGAGCGAAGGAAACCUCUCAAUGUUAUCCAGCCCAGCCAGCGCUCCUCCAGAAGAGACAGAAGAGACGGGCGAACCCCCGGUUCCAAUUCCGGGCGAUGAUGCUGAUUCAUCUGAGUCCGUGUCCGAGAUGGCGGACGAAGAUCGCGAGCUGACCAUUCAGCUGCUCGACACUGCUGCUGAAUUAGAACGCGUAGCUCGACGGCUGCUCAUCAACGCCCUUCCCCAAGACUCCAGUGCUCAGAUCCUUCUCCGAGCUGACUGGCAUGUCCAGUUGCAGGAGAUGCGUGCGGUCUUGCAUGAAGAAGCGGAUAAGGCUGCUGAUCAGCAAGCAGAGCGGGAUCCGAUGAACGCGAACGCACCGCACAUGGAUGAAGAUGCGCAUAGGGCGAUGAGGGAGCGGGUGGACAGAGAAGCCGAGCUGGUGCUCCAGCCCCUUGCAGGGAGAGAGCUGAUGAGGGCAAUUGGGAGGUAUCGGGAGUGUUUUGCAUCCAUGCUUGUCCUGGGGAGUCGGCUUAGAAAGCUGAAGGGUCGUGAACAAUUCUUGUUUGAACGUCGAAAGGCGAUUGAAGAGGACGCACUGUAG
Messenger RNA from Dacryopinax primogenitus, 2076 nucleotides. RefSeq names its product voltage-gated potassium channel. Gene Ontology annotation, cellular component: membrane. The transcript has 8 exons. The record is from RefSeq and is a predicted model, not a curated record. The coding region runs from base 1 to 2076 and encodes 691 amino acids. Gene Ontology annotation, biological process: potassium ion transmembrane transport; stabilization of membrane potential. NCBI's taxonomy places the organism in Eukaryota, Fungi, Basidiomycota, Dacrymycetes, Dacrymycetales, Dacrymycetaceae. Gene Ontology annotation, molecular function: potassium ion leak channel activity.